AUCAUCAGCUGAUUUUAAGCUGUUUUGCUGACAACAAUAAAUUUAGAUUUAAUUUAAUAUUGACUACGUUUAAUCUACACCUUUAAUUUCAUUUUCCCCUUGAAAUUAAAUAAAUUGUUGGUUGCUAUUUCAACUUGUUCAUUCUCAUAUUUUCCUUUGUGCCUUUCCUUGUCCAGUUUUGGUACCAAAGUUGUGGUUUAUCAAUGGGCUCUUUUUGCUAGCUGGGGAACUGUCAACUAAUUAUACUUGUCUCCAAAUAUUAGUAGGCCAAUCUUUGAAAAACAGCGUUAAGGAUACAAGCUUUCAACAAUAUGUACAACUUAUCAACAACCAAUGCUAAUGUGAUUUAUGGGUUUAUGUGUUGACUUUACUUCCAUCAUUUUUACAUCUGCCAUGACAAUCCUUUUUCUAAUUAUUGAAUAUCAUCAGUGGAAAAAAAUGAAUCAAUUGUAAUUUAUAUCCAAUAAUCGUUGAUUCAAAGACUUGAUUGUAUGAAGUGCCUAUUCUCCUAUUGUAUACCUUUUGAAAAGGUCUUUACCUAUUCAGUUUUAUGGUCCUAAGACUUCUAUUAAAAAGAUUCACAACUCAAGGACCAUAAUAGACAGAUAACCAUGAAUGCCUCGGAAUUCAUCAAUUUUUACCAAUACACUCCACCUUUAGAGUUGUACCAUUUAUCUAUUGUUUAUACUUUUUCUCAUUUUUUGGUUCUUUCCAUUUUAACAUGUUAUCCUAUCCUCGAUACCACCAAAUAUUUUCGUAGACGUAUAUUUAUUGAAUCAACUGCUUUGGCCAUACCAUUUCUACUAAGCAUAACUCUAUUUCAAUCAAUCACAACAACCAUACCAUAUUUGCUUUUGAUAUUUUCCUUGCAUUUACUAUUCUCACAUUCCAAAAUUUUUGUUGUCCUCAAAUGGCCUGAAAUUGUGUUUCAUUCUAAACCGAUGCCUGUUAAAUUGCCCUUUAUCACAAACCUUUUGGCAAAUGUUGUUUUAACAGUUAGCAUUGUUAUUCUGGCUGUUGAUUUUCAAAUUUUUCCUUAUCGAUUAGCUAAAAGCAAAGUGUAUGGAUGGACUUUGAUGGAUACUGGAGUAGCUUAUUUUGUUGCACUAAAUGCAAUCCUAUCUGCUGAAUCUCGGCAAGAAACUCAAUCUUCAACCUUGCACUAUCGUUCCAUUUCAAUUUCCAAAAUUAUCUCACCAUCUCUGCCACUGUUUAUUCUUGGAGGUUUAAGAAUGCUUCUUGUCAGAUUGACGGAUUACCAUCAAGAAAUUACCGAAUAUGGUGUCAGCUGGAAUUUCUUUAUCGUUCUCGGUCUAACAAGAGUAAUAUCAUCUGUCCUAUUUCAUUUCUUCUCAUCAUCUUGCAAAACUUCCAUAAUCAUUGCUUCAUGCCACCAGCUUUUCCUCUCAAUGGGUUUGGGUUCAUUUAUUCUCAGCCCAGAUCGUUCAGGAUUUUUUCGAGCCAAUAAAGAAGGAAUCUUUUCCUUACCCGGAUAUAUCUCUAUUUAUCUAUUUAUGAUUUGGAUUGCUCGAGCUCUUUUUGAGAAAAGGCAUCGAAGGUCUAACUUUGAUAAUAUUAUUUUUGUCUGCGAUCUUACAUUUAUUGCUCUGAUGUUAGGCAGUGUUGGAUUAUUCAGCCAUUAUUACAUUGACCCGAUCAGUCGACGAGAAUGCAAUCUUGCCUUUAUUUGUGCCACUAUAAGUUUGAUUCUAUUUAUAAUUGCUACUGAAUUGAUGGUCGCUGUAAUGAUUGACAUUCUUCAAUAUUUUGGUUUCAUGAAGAAGCCGCCUUUAGUUAAAAGUUUGCUCAAUGAAGCUGUCGCCCGAAAUGGUUUGGCAGUAUUUCUAUUCGCCAACAUUCUCACUGGUUUAGUUAAUUUAACCUUUCAACCUAAAACGAGAGGAUCAAUUGUAUCUAUCACAUGCCUUAUACUUUAUUCAUAUUGUAUAUGUCUUUUUGCCAUUUUUUGUCAUUCAAAGAGGGUUAAUUUAAAAUCAUUUUUCAGUUUCAGUUUGCGAAAAUGAGCACGAUUUUCGUGAACGAUGUGCAAUAAUUAUUCUACAAAUUAAACUGACAAGUAAAAAACAUUCUAA
Messenger RNA from Tetranychus urticae (two-spotted spider mite), 2093 nucleotides. Its product is annotated as phosphatidylinositol-glycan biosynthesis class W protein. Gene Ontology annotation, biological process: GPI anchor biosynthetic process; protein localization to plasma membrane. Gene Ontology annotation, cellular component: membrane; endoplasmic reticulum. The record is from RefSeq and is a predicted model, not a curated record. Lineage: Eukaryota; Metazoa; Arthropoda; Arachnida; Trombidiformes; Tetranychidae. Gene Ontology annotation, molecular function: glucosaminyl-phosphatidylinositol O-acyltransferase activity.